This is a messenger RNA of Sesamum indicum (sesame), 1789 nucleotides long. Its product is annotated as AT-hook motif nuclear-localized protein 1. Gene Ontology annotation, molecular function: minor groove of adenine-thymine-rich DNA binding. Lineage: Eukaryota; Viridiplantae; Streptophyta; Magnoliopsida; Lamiales; Pedaliaceae. The record is from RefSeq and is a predicted model, not a curated record.
AAUAUUUUUUUAAUUAAUUCCUAUUUAUUUCGUAAUUUUUCUCCCAACUUUAUUUCCAUUCCUCUACUUUUUCCUGCAAAAACCCUAAUUUUACAACCCGAAAAUACCAGGAAAUUUGAAUUUUCCGGUUCAACUCUGUAGCAGUGUAGCUCUGUUUUUUGCUCUGCAAUGGCAGUGAUUAUGCCAUGAUAAGUUGAGGGAGUCCGGAAAAAUAUAUUCUUGCUGCUGUUGUACUCUGUUGAUCUUUGAAAAUAGAAUCUCAAUUCUUUGAUUUUUGGAUUUACAGAGUUUCUGAAGUAGGUUUUCUUUGUAUUGUGCCUUGUAUUGCUGUUAAAUACUCCACCUUUAUUAGAACUUCCUUGUUGUAAGGUGGUUAUUCAGUUGCUCAGAGUGCCUGAGCUGAAAAAGAUUUGAGCUUUACUAGUUCAGUGAGUUUAGGGUUUUGUUUUAGAGUCCUUUUGUAAGGGUUUAAGGAUUUUUUGAGGUAUCUGUUUGUUUAGUAUAUGAAUGGAGGAAAAGGAAGGGUUAAAUGGUUCUGGGGUCACAGUUAAAGGUGAUGAAGCCCCUCAGAGCUACAGGGUGGAGCCAAGAGUUGAAAAUUCCGGCCAGUUUGGUGGAUCAACUGCUCCUCCCACACAGGCGGCGCCGGUAAGCGUUGCUCCGCCGUCAUCGGAGGUGAAGAAGAAGAGGGGAAGGCCAAGAAAGUAUGGAGCGGAUGGAACUAUUGUGGCAUUGUCGCCUAUGCCGAUAUCGGCUUCGAUUCCCUUCACGGGUGAUUAUUCAGCUUGGAAGCAGAGUUCGGGCCGGCCCGUUGACUCUUUCAAGAAGAAACAUAAGUUGGAAUUUGGAAGCCCAGGGCGAACAAUGUCAACACCUGGCGGUGGAAGCUUUACGCCCCACAUGAUAACUGUUAAUGCUGGCGAGGAUAUCAUGAUGAAGAUAAUAUCUUUCUCUCAGCAAGGAUCUAGAGCCAUUUGCAUUCUAGCUGCAAAUGGUGCUAUCUCAAAUGUUACACUGCGUCAACCUAAUUCUUCUGGUGGUACUCUAACCUAUGAGGGUCGUUUUGAAAUCCUUUCGCUCACGGGAUCAUUUAUGCCUAGUGAUAAUGGAGUGACAAAAAGCAGAUCUGGUGGGAUGAGCGUCUCCCUGGCAGGCCCUGAUGGCCGUGUCUUGGGGGGAGGACUAGCUGGCAUGCUUGUCGCAGCUGGGCCUGUUCAGGUUGUGAUCGGCAGCUUUCUUCCGGGAGUCCAGCAGGAGCAAAAGCCUAAGAAACCAAAAUAUGAACAGACAAUAUCAUUUGCUCCCGCCCCUGCUAAUCCUAUUUCUGAAGAAAGAUAUGAAGCAGCCUACAAUGGACCAAAGCCAAAUUUUACGACAUCUGUAAACUCCAUGCAUGGUUCGAAGAUCUCAGAUCCCGAAAAUAAUGUUUCAUUGCCAGGAGAAGAUUCUAGAGAGCGGAACCAUGAAAUAACAUGCUGAUUGGAUUUUUGUAUCCUUAUGUUGUGUCUUAGCUGGUUUUAUCUGCCGUAGAAAUUUUAGGCUCACUUCUUCUGACCCCUUUUACAAAGAGAUGACUGGAUGUUAUCGCAGAACAAAGUUGAGCAUGAUUUCUCUGUUUGACCCCAAGCUUACGUUCUUCUUGUUUAGGCACUAGGGUAGGAGUUUAUGCUGGUAGAAUCACCCUAUUUUCCUCAUCGAUUCUCUGUUGUGUGUAACUUGAUGUUGUAUUUCGAAAUGUAUCAAACUCGACUUAUUAUUACUAUUAUUAUUUUUAGUUGUAGUUGAACAA